This is a messenger RNA of Liolophura sinensis, 2264 nucleotides long. Its product is annotated as zinc finger MYND domain-containing protein 10-like. The record is from RefSeq and is a predicted model, not a curated record. Gene Ontology annotation, biological process: motile cilium assembly; outer dynein arm assembly; inner dynein arm assembly. NCBI's taxonomy places the organism in Eukaryota, Metazoa, Mollusca, Polyplacophora, Chitonida, Chitonidae. Gene Ontology annotation, cellular component: cytoplasm; centriolar satellite. The transcript is spliced from 13 exons.
UCCGAACAUGCUGCUGUGUUUACAUUAAAUUCCGAACAGUUUGAGCUGUCAUUUUCAAGCUUACUUUUAGCAGAGGAAGAUGUCCAGCGAAACAUCACAAGUUCUGUUGUCCGUAGAAGCAGAGGGAUUUGUACAGGCGCUAGAAAAAUUUGAUGUAAAAGACGUUGGAAAUGGCAGGUGGACCAAGCAACAUGAAUAUUUGGAGAAGCUCAACAUGCAGGCUGUCAUCAGUGCUUCAGUACAGGAAGAUGAAUUUGUAAAAGAAUUCCUCGUGACAUAUGAAAAAGUUCCUGUCUUGAUUUAUGAUCUUCUAGUGACAGAAGUAUGGAAAGAAAAGAUCUUCACAGAACUUAUUGCCAUGGAUUUUGAACCAAAGACAACAUUUCAACUGUACAUGGUGAUAUAUCAUGAGGCAACUGUUGCUAAUUUACUGGAGACGGUCAUGUACCAUAAGGAGGUCUGCGAGUCAGCUGAGGAGAGUGUAAUCGACCUGAUUGAUUACUGCUACAGGAAACUGACUGCUCUAAUUGCAAGGUAAAAAAAAAUCUAUUGUUAUUCACCACCAGAAUUUAAGGGUGAGGGAUCCAAGGAUGAUGGUUUUCUGUUGCAGGAGUUGCACAAGCAAGAGGAGAAGUUACAGUUUGACAUCUGCAUAAAAGCAGUUUCCAUACUGAGAUAUAUUACAGAUCAUCUGGAUAUCUUGCCAUUAAGUAUUACAACAAGAUUACUGAACACCUUGGACAUCCCUAUCAUGCUUGUGCAGCUUGUGGACAAUCCCCCUUGGACCAAAAGAGAUGGCAGCAAUGUUUCAAAAUACAUUGACAACAAAUGGCAAAAUAUUUGUCACGCAGAUUACUUCAAGCUAACAAAAACAGAAGGCCAGGUCUGGAUUGCAUUGUUUCAUUUAUUAAUGGAACCAAAUUGCCAGCAGAAAUAUGAACUGAGUUCAUAUCGUAAAAAUGUCCUUCUUAAGCUGCGACCACAUUUGUCAGAGGUUAUGCUGGAUCAGAUGCCUAUAUUAGGAGAGAUGCAGAGAUACCUAGAACAUCUUUCCAUGAUGGACCCACCUGCUGCCAAGAAAGACCUUGUUCUGGAACAGAUUCCAGAAGUUAAGGACAAAAUUCUCAGGGAUAAUGCUGGUAAAUGGGGAAAAAUAGCCAAGUACCAGUCAAAAAAACAUUUCAAUCCUACGGCUCAGGAUAUGAAAGAUCAAGCAAAGCGAUGGGCAGAUACCUACAAUUUUGAUGUACUGGAGAGUCUGAUAACUGAACCUCCAAAAUGUGCAGCUUGUGGGGAGGCAGCUACAAAAAGAUGUUCUCGCUGUCAGAACGAGUGGUAUUGCAGAAGGGAAUGCCAAGUGAAACAUUGGUCGAAGCACAAGAAAGCAUGUGAUCUUCUGUUCAAUUCCCUGGAGAAAUUACGCCUUGAAGAGAGCAAAACAGAAAACUCAUCUAAAACAUGACAAUAUUGUAUACAAUGAACCAUUGUCAGUAUUACGUGAACAAAAUAUUUGCAUUGAUCUAUUCAUUGAGUGCAUGGUAUCCUUGAACAAUGGAAAUUCAUGCAUGUCUUGAAGACAAGUCAUAAUUAAUACCACUCCUUAGCAAACAUGGCAAGUUUUGCCAAUGGUGCCAUAAGUUGAUAGAGAUAUUAUAUAAACACAUGUAUCGUCAAGUAAAUGUAACAUUAAUGUCCAGUGGUAAUGAUGGUCUGUUCAGCAAUAACUGUUCUCUCCAUUCACUCAUGCUUGCAGAUUCUGCAUUAUAUUUUAGCGUAUAAAUACAUACUGAAUUUAUGUACAAUUUGGUUGCACAUUGACAACAUAUAUUUUAUGUAUUGGAACAACACAUGAAACCACCUCGGUCAGACAGAAAGGUUGUGCAUCUGGAAUUGUUACAAAUAUAUGUACUAAUAUUGAAAUGUUAUUCUGUUAUGAACGUGUACAAAAUUUACAUUCCGUCCGUCCAUUCAGAUUAUUAAAUGUUUUAUAUUUCCAUGCAUUUUAUCACCUAACUUGUUUUUAUGAAUAAAACUUAUUGUUUUGAAUGUGAACAUAAUUACACUGAUUUGGGCUGUUAUUUUGAUCUGUACUACACAUUAAUUUUAGGAUUUAUUCUGUUAGUGGUUUGUUUACAGGCGUUGAUGUGCAUUUCAAGAGGAUAUUCGCUAUUGGCAAAUUUGACCAACCCUGUCUAUGUGUGUAUGUAGUUCACCUUCUAAGAACAAAGGUCAUUUUUAUAAAACUUUAAUGCAUUGUAACAUGG